Molecule: messenger RNA, 2730 nt
Organism: Gavialis gangeticus (Gharial)
Lineage: Eukaryota; Metazoa; Chordata; Crocodylia; Gavialidae
Gene: UBAP1
Product: ubiquitin associated protein 1
Exons: 8
Coding region: 55-1623 (522 amino acids)
Biological process (GO): ubiquitin-dependent protein catabolic process via the multivesicular body sorting pathway
Cellular component (GO): ESCRT I complex
Molecular function (GO): ubiquitin binding
Source: RefSeq, a predicted model, not a curated record
GCAGCGCAGAGCCGGAGCGUCCGUGGGGGCCGGGAGGCGCCGCUCAGAUUCUAAAUGGCUUCAAAGAAGUUGGGAUCAGACUUUCAUGGGCCCUUCAGUUACCUGGAUGAUGUCCCGUUUAAGAUAGGAGACAAAUUCAAAACACCAGCCAAGGUUGGUUUACCCAUUGGCUUCUGCUUGCCUGAUUCUCCACAGCUUGUCAGAGAAGCUCAGUAUGACUUCUCCCUGGAAAAGAAAACCAUGGAGUGGGCCGAAGAAAUUAAAAAAAUCCAAGCAGCUCAGAGAGAAGCUGAACAGAAGGCUGAGGUAGAAAUAGCUCAUUCAAAGGCCGCUUCAGAGGACAACAGCAAAAUGGGCUUCUCUGAGGGACCUUGCCCGGGGGUGCUGCCCCCUCCCUUUAACCCCAUUCUUGCUAGUCUGCAGCACAAUAACAUUCUCACCCCCACCCCUGCCAACAGCAGUGCCAUAAAGCAGAAGGCCCUUAGUCCACCCUACCCAAAGGCAGAUUUCAACCCAGCAGACUUCGAAUGUGAAGAAGACCCGUUUGAUAAACUGGAAUUAAAAACCAUUGAUGACAAAGAGGAGCUGAAAAAUAUCCUUGAAAUCCACGUCGGUACUACUGGGCCAAUCGUGGCCCAGCUCUUGGACAGUGGCCUCCCCAAAGUAGGGCCCGAAUCUGUAUUACAAGAUCCAGAAGUUCUGGCAUCCAUAGAAAGGGCCACCUUGGACUUCAAACCCCUUCACAAACCGAACGGCUUUAUUACUUUACCACAGUUAGGAAACUGUGAAAAGAUGUCCUUGUCUUCCAAAGUGUCCCUCUCCCCUAUCACGUCAGUGAGCAAUAUCAAAUCUCUCUCCUUUCCCAAACUCGACUCUGAUGAGAGCGAUCAAAAACCCUCGAAGCUGACGAGCACUUUCCACAGCACUACCUGUCUCCGAAAUGGCACUUUCCUUGGUUCUUUACAGAGCUGUGCUCAGAGCAGAGCUAGCGAACUGAACGGACAUCACGUGGUGGGUCUUUCUGCUUUAAAUGUGGACAGUGGCAUGGAGACGUCGACAAUAUCCUCUUCAUCCAGGCUGCCUUCCCUCUCUGCGCCAACAGUUUGUACAGAAGAACAGACGUCUCAGCCCACAGCAACCAUGGUACACCCGGACUACAAGGAGACGGAGCUCCCUGUGGUAACACACCAAAACUUCCCCAUGUCUAAAGUGCCCAGUAACAGCAGCUGCACCAAAUGGUCCAGUGGCUCUGCUUCCUCGGAGCUCCCGCAGGCCCUGUCUCCCAGUGAAAGGCAAUGCGUAGAAAUGGUUGUCAACAUGGGAUACUCUUACGAGGAUGUCAUGAAAGCCAUGAAGAAGAAAGGACGGAGCAUAGACCAGGUCCUGGAUUACCUGUUUGCACAUGGGCAGCUGUGUGAGAAGGGCUUUGAUCCCCAGCUGGUCGAAGCAGCUCUGGAAAUGCACCAGUGUUCAGAGGAAAAGACAACAGAACUUCUCCAGCUAAUGAGUAAAUUUAAAGAAAUGGGCUUUGAAGUGAAAGACAUUAAGGAGGUCUUAUUAUUACAUAACAAUGACCAGGACAAUGCUUUGGAAGAUCUAAUGGCCCGUGCAGGAGCCAGCUGAAAACAUAUCCCUGGCUUCCAGGAGCAUAACGGAGCAUGCCUCCUGGGGGAGGAGGCCAGCCCCUGUCACCAGACCCCUGCCACCUCAUCCAGAGAGUGACUUGCUGUUUGGGAGGAAGCCCUGCCUGCCAUGUCCAUUGGAGAGUACGGCCGAGCGAGCCCAGCACACAUCGCUCCAGAGCUCUCUCCCCACUGCUGGGAGCCAACUGUCUUUAAAUUUUUAAGUGCCCUUUCCUAAGUUUCCUUUUCCAGCUUGGCCACGGAGAGCUUAGACUGCCCAACCUCUACUGGAACUGUACAUAGUCAGACAAAGCUAGGAUUUUUUUUUUUCCUUUUGUUGCACUGGAUUUGGACAGGAAUUCAAAGUUGGUUCUGAAACUAGGAUGCUUUGGUUCUUUGAAGCUGCUUUCACGGUGUCUGCUUAUACUGGAGCACUGACUGUACCGCAGUCUGACUGGAGUCUGACCUCGAGUGCAAUGGGUCUUUCCCUUGGCUAUUUUGGGUUGAAAGUUAGUCUGCAACUUAGUGAAACACUGGUUCCCGAACUGUCACUAUGCAUCAAAAAGAGAAGCUGUUCCUCCUCCUCUUGGGUUUUUGGGGUUGUUUUUGGCCCUUGCAGCAACCAGUUCUGCCAAGCAUAAGUCUCCAAUGCUUGAGUGGUGUGUGAUUUCUGUCCGAACAGGUAAGCUGUGAACUGCACCUGGAUCUGGACCAGCAGUUGGUUCUUGAACUGAUGGGGUGAGAGCUGGGGCUCUGUUCUCAAUCCCCCAGGUUUGUAGGGUAUUUAAACAAAUGCCCUUCUAGGAAAUCAACUUUUUAAAAAUAAUAUUCAGUGUGAAGCAGGAGGUUUCUUUCAAGCACUUUCUUUUAAAAACAAUAUACUCACUGCGUUAGUUCCAUUCUCUUUCACACUGCUGUAGAAUGACAUACUCUAACAUCUAGUAAUAGAAAUCAGUUUGGGGUUUGUUUUUGAUAGUACAAAGUGUAUUAUGUUGUACAUUGUUAAAAAUCUAAAUACAUAAAAUAUAAACAGUCUUGAUGAAUCCUUUAAAGUAAUUUGCUAAAUAUUUUGAUUCUGCAGAACUACUAAUAAAACCCUAAAACGGAA